UGUUGCGCAUGCCUCAGUGUGGGAUUUGGUGUUGCUGUCGCCCUUUCGCCGCUAUGUCCUCGUCCUCCUCCUCUUGCUCCACCUUCCAUGCGCCUGUCACUCCAGGAUCGCGGACCAAAGCCCCCGCCGCCACCUGAAAUCCAGACUCGGUUUCCGCCCCCCAUCCCUCUUUCCCGGGCAUUGCCGUGCUGCUGCCAGGCCGCCGGUCCUCUGUUGGCUGCGGCUAGCACCGGUGCUUGGUGGGCAUGAGGACGGCAAUCCACCGACAUUGGGAAUCCAGCAAGUAAUUGCCCCGCAUUGGGAACAGUUGCCUCGGCAGAGGCUUCCCCUUGUUGUUGGUGAUGGUGUUGGUGCAAGGUACUUCGCUGAAGCACGCUCGGCUCGAGGAAGGAGCAGGGCCCGGACGAUUCCCCCCCUGCGGUGUACGGGCGCGGGGGCUGGUGGCCAAGGUUUUGCCAUGGGGGCUGCUGAUGAUGAUUGCCGAAAUGGCGCGGCGGAGCAUGGGAAGCAGGGCGUUGAUAAUGCUGCGGCUGCGGCUGCUGCUGCUGCUGCUGCUGCUGCUGCUGCUGCUGCUGCUGCUGCUGCUGCUGCUGCCACCUGUUCCCAAGUGACUGUGUGUGAACUCCGGAAGAAAAGACGCAACUCUGAAGGAGCCCCUGCCGCUGGCUGCGAUGGCGGGGGUGGCCAACACGAUGCCCGCGCCGCUUGUUGCCCAUAUUGAUGUUCGUGAUGUUGCAUUGGAUCCAUCGACCUUGAUCAUCAAGAGAGAGCGAUAUCGGCGAUCUUACGCGGUGUAUUGUACUGCGAGCUUUCACGUCUCUAGGAUUGAUCAGCAGAUGUUGCCCAUGACACCACUGGUGGGAGAGACAGAGGA
Messenger RNA from Ectocarpus sp. CCAP 1310/34, 874 nucleotides. The record is from the annotation of a GenBank genome assembly. Lineage: Eukaryota; Phaeophyceae; Ectocarpales; Ectocarpaceae.